AUGAGUAAUACAAAGAAAACCAGUCAACCAUCGAUUGCUUCUUUUUUUACAAAAAAAGGCCAGGCACCUGUGAUUUCGCCCAAAAAAGAAGCAAUUAAAUCCCCAAUUACUGUUAAGAAUGAAGCACCAAUCAAUUCUCCUUCAUCAGAUUCAGAAGAUAAGAUUAUUCCAACGAAACGUGCGCAAAAGCGUGUGUUAAGUUUCGACGAAAGUAAUUCAUCAACGGAAAAUGCCAAAGAAUCACCUGUGAAAGCUGUGAAACAAAUCAAAAUCACUGAUACAAAAACAGAAGUUAAAGAGGAAGUCCAGACAGUAGUUCCUAAAAUUGAACAACCAACAACGACAAAUGCUGCACUUGAACAGAAAAGUGUUGCUGAUCCACAGUCAUAUAAUCCCGGUAAAACGAAUUAUGAUCCUGUCAACGAUGCUUGUUGGAAAAUCGGUGAAAAUGUUCCGUACAGUGCUUUGUCAGCAACGUUAUUAUUAAUUGAAGAAACUUCUGCUCGUUUAGAAAUUAUUCGAAUCUUAUCAAAUUUCUUUCGUUCAGUUCGAAGUUUAUCAGCCAAUGAUUUAGUAUACAGCGUUUAUUUAUGUGUUAACAAAGUAGCACCAGAAUACGAUGGCAUUGAAUUGGGUAUUGGUGAAACUAUUAUUAUCAAAGCAAUUGCUGAUAGUACUGGUCGCACGAUGGAUCAAGUAAAAGCUGAUUACAAAUCGAAAGGUGAUUUGGGACUGGUCGCUGAGACAUCUCGUUCAACGCAACGGACGAUGUUUAAACCUAAACCAUUAACAGUAUCGCAUGUCUACAAAAAAUUAAAAGAAAUUGCUCAACUAACCGGAAACAAGAGUCAACAACGUAAAAGCGAUAUUAUCAAAAGUCUUCUAGUUUCUUGCCAAUCUCAUGAAACUCGGUAUCUUGCUCGAUCAUUGAUCGGCAAACUUCGUAUCGGUUUAGCUGAACAAUCGAUGCUUGUUGCGUUGGCACAUGCAUGUAUUCGUCACGAUUAUUCAGAUUUAAAAGAAACAGCAUUGAAAGAACGUCUCGAUGCUGGUACACUUGCUGUUAAAGAUGCAUUCUGUCAGUGUCCAUCCUAUGAUAUACUUGUCGACGUGCUUGUUAAUAAAGGUGGUAUUAAUUAUUUGAGAGAAUUAUGCAAGGCAACACCAGGUAUACCAAUGAAACCAAUGUUAGCACAUCCGUCUAAAGGUAUCGAAGAAAUAUUAAAACGUUGUGGACAAAGUGAAUUCGCAUGUGAAUACAAAUAUGAUGGCGAACGUGCACAAAUCCAUUUAACAGAAGAUAAAAAGAUUUAUAUUUAUUCACGAAAUUCAGAAAAUAAUACAUCAAAAUAUCCGGAUAUUAUUGAGCGUAUUCAUAAUGCAUUCCAACCACAAGUGAAAUCAUUGAUUCUGGAUGGAGAAUGUGUUGCCUAUGAUAUUGAACAGAAGAAAUUAUUACCCUUUCAAACAUUAUCAACUCGGAAACGAAAAGAUGCAGAUAUUAAAGAAAUUAAAGUUCAAGUUUGCAUAUUCGCAUUUGACCUACUGUAUUUGAACGGCGAAUCAUUGGUUGAAAAACCAUUUCGCGAACGUCGUCGUCUUUUACAUGAAUCACUUCGUUGCAUUCCCGGUGAACUUGUUUUUGCUGAAUCACGUACAACAUCGAAUAUUGAUGAAAUCAAUAUGUACUUGGAGCAAUCGGUGAAAGAUGGUUGUGAAGGUUUGAUGGUGAAAACAUUGGAUGAUGAUGCAACUUAUGAAAUUGCUAAACGAUCACAUAAAUGGCUCAAAUUGAAAAAAGAUUAUCUCGAUGGCGUUGGAGAUACGCUCGAUCUCGUCGUCAUUGGUGGUUAUACAGGUACAGGAAAACGAACCGGUGUCUAUGGAGGAUAUUUAUUGGCAUGCUAUGACAAAGAUAACGAAGAAUAUCAGUGUAUUUGCAAACUGGGUACUGGUUUUACUGAUGAAUUACUUGUGUCACUUGGUAAAUCAUUGGAGCCACAUAUUAUUCCUAAGUCACUUGCUUAUUAUCGUUAUUCGUCAUCCUUGACGCCGGAUGUUUGGUUCGAUGCUGCAAAAGUCUGGGAAGUCAAAUGUGCCGAUCUGUCUUUGUCGCCUCAUCAUCAUGCAGCAAUUGGUCUUGUUGACGAAGGAAAAGGUAUUUCACUUCGUUUUCCUCGAUUUCUUCGCGAACGAGACGACAAGUCAGUCGAAGAUGCAACAAGUGCUGAACAAGUAGCUGAUCUCUACCGACGACAAGAAAAAAUCAAGAAAAUGGAUCCAGAUAAUCAAGAUGGCGAAGAAGAUGACAUGUAUUAA
Messenger RNA from Adineta ricciae, 2319 nucleotides. The record is from the annotation of a GenBank genome assembly. NCBI's taxonomy places the organism in Eukaryota, Metazoa, Rotifera, Eurotatoria, Adinetida, Adinetidae.